Molecule: messenger RNA, 762 nt
Organism: Peronospora matthiolae
Lineage: Eukaryota; Oomycota; Peronosporomycetes; Peronosporales; Peronosporaceae
Source: the annotation of a GenBank genome assembly
AUGCGUGCGGUCGCGGAAAGUGCCUCUUACGCCUCAGCAGCAGGCGAUUCUUCGCCUGUUGUCGUGAAUCCUCCACGUGGUGAGUCACCGCGUGUGACAGGCACAUCCGUUGCGUCUGCAGCGGGUACCUCGAAUCGUAAUCAAGACGAGUCUGCGAUUAAGCUCAUCUAUUCCGGCGAGUCGGAAGAUGUAUCCGACUCGAAGGCGACAGCUAACGCCUCCGGAUCACCCGGGGCGGACACUGCAAGGGCCAGGAUAACUGGCUUUGGUCAACGCGGCGGUGUCAUGUCCGGGAUCUUCGGAUCGAGUGUUUAUUCUGACGAAUCUUCGCCUCACGCAAGUCCAUCCAACGAUAUGACUCGUGGGGAUGUGCUCAUGCUGGCACCAAAAAGAGGCCAGGGAACGAAAUGUCCUGCGCAACGCUCCUCAAGUGGAGUCUCCGUGGAUUUUGUCAUCCAGAAAGUGGGACCCGUUGGAAGGCACGACUACCGAACCGGAUCGAAUCUGUUGUUCGAUCACAGGAAGAUCUGCCCACCUGACUCCAGCACGGAAACUAUCCGUGCUGAGGAAGAAUUCUUUACCGAUGUGUUUUUCAAACAUCGGUGGUACAAUGGUAGCCGUGUUCGAGACGGAAAGGCCUUGGUGCAAGGAUGGAACGCCCUCAUCCACAACAUCGAGUGCAUUGGCCGUGAGGCCUGGCUCGGCAAACUUGAUGCAGCUCGCACCAGGUUUGAGAAACGCAACCCAGUCGGGGCGCGAUAA